Nicotiana tabacum (common tobacco) is the source of this 486-nucleotide messenger RNA. NCBI's taxonomy places the organism in Eukaryota, Viridiplantae, Streptophyta, Magnoliopsida, Solanales, Solanaceae. The record is from RefSeq and is a predicted model, not a curated record.
UUAGAAGAAAGGAAUACAAACAAAGACCCCUUUUAUUUUCGCCUUUAUAUCCUGGUUUUGGGUGUUUAUGCUGGCAUACGAAUUGUUUUUGCGCUCCUGACAAAGUUACCUGCCUGUCACACACUAUCAGAAAUGUCUGAUCAAUCUUUCUUCCAAUUUUUUAAGUGGAUCUAUCAGGAGAGAUACUUUGUUGGUCGUGGUCUUGUUGAGAAAACAACUGACUAUCUACGAUAUUUGCUCUAUUGGUUGGUGAUAUUUGCUUGCAAGUUCACCUUUGCCUACUUUCUUCAGAUCAAACCGCUAGUUGGACCUACUCAGAUCAUACUCGAUCUUCCUUCCCUGCAGUACUCCUGGCAUGAUUUUAUAUCAAAGAGUAAGUCAACAUUUCUUAUUGGUUUCCACGUGGUCCAAAAUUUAACUCCAUUUAGGAUUGUUAUUUACCACCACAGUCGGCUUCACUUCUGGUGAUUUUACAACAACAACAAC